ACACCGCACACCACUAGGCGCCCGCUCCUCUGGCCGGCAAACCCUCCUCCAGACCACCCCGACCCGACGCCGCCAUUUCCGCCCCCCCCCCCCCCCCACCAAACCAAUCCUCCUUCGCCGCCGGCUGUCUUUCUCUGCGGCGCGGCGCGGCUCCGGACGGGGAUCGCGGAGGCGAGGGGUAUCUCGAGGUUCUGCGGAGGUUUUUGUGGGGGAUUAAGUCCGGGCCGGUUCCCUUUGCGCGCCGCCGCGCGUCGAGGGGAGGGGGGCAUGGGCACGAGGACGAAGAGGCAGGAUAAUGAGGAGGCAGCCGAGGAGUUUUGUUUCACUUGUAAGGACAGCGGCGACGACCUUCGCGUCUGCGACUUCAAGAACUGCCUCAAGGUUUAUCAUCCACGCUGUGUUGGAAAGGAAGAUGGUUUUCUUACUUCUGGUGAACAAUUUAUUUGCGGUUCGCACAUAUGUGUCGACUGCAGACGAAGUUCUGAUUAUCAGUGCCUGUGCUGUCCACUUUACUCAGUUUGCCAUGCUUGCCUUGGAAAAGUGGAAUUUGUGCAGCUGAGGAAGCAAAACAAAGGAUUCUGCAGCACAUGCCUGAACCGGGUUAUCUUGAUCGAGAAGAAUGCUGCUGCUGAUCCUGAUGUGGUAGACACAGAUCACAUAGAUGCAGGGACCAGCGAAAUUUUGUUUAAAGACUACUGGGAAGUAAUUAAAGAUAAAGAACAUUUGACAUUGGUUGACCUAGAAGAAAUUAGUGUUUAUCUUAAUAGAAGGAUUAACUGUAAAGAAGGAGUGAAUUCUGAAAAAAAUUCAGAUGAUGGUCACAAGUCAGAUGAAAAUAUAUUGGCUGACAAUAACACCAAAGAUCAAACAAUUCCUUUUGGCUCUAAGGGCAAACAAAAUAAAGUGAACACAUCACAGAAGAACAAGUCAAAUAAGAAAACAUAUGUUGGCUGGGGUUCGACACAACUAAUUGAAUUCUUGUCAAGUUUUGGCAAGGACACAGCAAAACCUCUUGAUGAACUUGAAAUCAUUGGAGUUGUGAAGGGGUACAUUAAAGAGAAGAAUCUGUACAAGGAUGAUAAGAAACUUUGUUUCUUGUGUGAUGAUAAGUUGCAACCUCUGUUUACAAGGAGGAAAGUGAAGUGCAAAAAUAUCCCAAGGUUCUUGGCAGUCCAUCUAGCUUCAAAUGCUGUUUCAGAGGAUGAAAUAUCUUAUGGUUUUGAAGAUGAUGAUACCCCAGUUAUGAAAAAGAAACCUCGGAAUAGUCAGCAGCCGAAGAUUGCUAAGAGGGUUCCAGAACAAAGCAAGAGAUGUUUUGCCUCCCUUGUUCCGAAUAACAUCAGACUAAUAUAUCUAAGAAGAACUUUAGUUGUUAGUCUUUUGAGUCAACCAGACACAUUUGAACAGAAAGUUGUUGGCUGUUUUGUUAGAUGCAAGAUUGCCUACAGGGUGCAGUUCUAUAAAGACUCAACGAAGGCAUUCAUGCUCGGACGAGUAACAGGCAUCAAGAAGUCUUCAGAAGUAUACAAGAUAAAUGACACACAUACAAAUAUUCUCUUAUGUGUUGCCGGUUUGUGGGAUGAUGUCAACAUCUCAAUGCUCUCAGAUGAGGACUUUGAAGAGGAUGAAUGCAAUGAUCUUAUUUCUUUAGUUAAGGAACGACUCCUGGAAAGGGCUACCGUUUCUGAGUUCGAGGAAAAGGUGGCAGCUGUACAUACAGACAUAGUAAAUCAUUGGAUUGAAAGAGAACUUGUGAGACUGGAAAGAAAUAUUGACCGAGCAAAUAUGAAAGGGCUACAUGUGGAAUUCGAGAAACUAAUGGACCAAAAAAAGCUGCUAAGUACACCAGCUGAAAGACAGCGUCGACUUGAAGAGGUUCCAGAAAUUAUUCCGGACACAGAAUAUGAAGAAAAGGAAACUGAACUCGGAGUUGCAGCAAGCAACUCUUCUCGAGGGAAUAGAGGUGCUACGGAGCAAAUACCUGAUUCUUCAAACAUUCUUAACAAAGGAUCAUCAGAAGUUACAUCUAAGCAAGGUGAUGCUACUCGUGAAGCUCCUUCUGAAGCUCGUGAAGCCUGCUUCAGUGGUGUUACUCUUGAUCCUGCACUGCAAUCUCAAAUGCACGAUACUCAAGUUAAUGCAGAUGAUAACUCAACUCAAGCCAUGGACGUUGACCAGGAGGAAAAUGACCACUCCAGUCAAGUUGCCAUGACAGUAGAAGUUAUAAAUCUGGAAAGUGAUGAAGAUGAGGAUCUUCCCAUGGUGCAAGAAAAGCCAGAAGGCAAAGUGAUGCAUCCUCCAAGGGCCAUGAAUGCGCGGUCCGAGUCAGCCUCGCCUGCAACCUUACAUGCUCAGGGAGGCAUGAAUGGGGUUGUCCUCCCCGAGCCAGCACCUCCAACAAUGAAUGGGGUUCCUCAGUCGGAGCAGCUCCAGCCAGCACCGGCAACGAUGAGCGGGGUUGUUUCCCCUGCGCAGCACGAGCCAGCACUUGCACCCAUGAAUGUCGCUCUUCACCUGGAGCAGCGCAGGCCAGAGCCAGUGCGUGCAGCUGAGAACAGGGUGUCACCUCAGGCGCUCCUGUGGCAUUACACUGAUCCUCAGGGAGACGCCCGAGGGCCAUUCACCCUGUUGCACCUGCUCCUCUGGAAACGGAAAGGCUUCUUCAGCAAGGACUUCCGAGUGUGGAGGACGGGGCAGGCGGCCGAGCAGGCUAUCUUGCUUGAUGAUGCUUUCAAGAUGCUUCUGUAGUCUGCUCACCUUCUAUGGAGACUUUAUCUGGCUUCCUUUUGCAGCCUGGACUCUGGACAUGAAACACCUUUGCCCGUCCUCGGGUGCCUUUUAUUACGCCCUGCUGUAAUUCAGUCGGGCAUAUCAGCAUAUGUGGAUGUAAAUGUUCUCUCUGGGCUGUUCAGCUUGUAGCGGUCAUUUUAUUUCCUUUUUUUUCGUUUCUUAGACCAGUCUAGUUGGGUCAGCAUAUAUUUGUGGUUAAAAUUGGUCAUAUUUCCAAAAUGAGAAAAGGUUAAUCAGUUAAAGUUUUGA
This is a messenger RNA of Panicum virgatum (switchgrass), 3039 nucleotides long. RefSeq lists its product as uncharacterized. Lineage: Eukaryota; Viridiplantae; Streptophyta; Magnoliopsida; Poales; Poaceae. The transcript is spliced from 13 exons. Gene Ontology annotation, molecular function: DNA binding; protein binding. The record is from RefSeq and is a predicted model, not a curated record. Bases 268 to 2748 code for a protein of 826 amino acids.